AGUCUUGAACACAAUCCUCUUUUAUUGCCGCCUUACACCGUCUGAAUUGCUCUACCUCGGGCACGUUUUGUGGCUACGAUUCAAUACCUUCUCAUCGCAAGUUUUCUUUUGCCCUUGGCCUUCUUGAAAAUGGCGGACAACAGCACUAUUCCAAUUCGACCUGCUAAUUGCGCCGAGUAUUACGAAUGUCUUGUCGCCUGGGGCUACGUCAAUUACCUGCCGAGCAUUGCGGCCAAUGUGGUGUUCGUGGUUCUCUUUGCCAUUGGUCUCAUUGCCCAAGCAGUAUUAUGCUUCCGCCUUCGUACCUGGGGAUUCUCGAUAGCCAUGCUACUCGGCAUUACCCUUGAAAUCAUUGGCUACGGCGGCCGUAUUGGGAUGCACUAUGAUGUCUUCAUCGACACCUGGUUCAUCAUGUACUUGUGCUGCCUGACCAUAGCGCCAGCUCUCUUUAGCGCAGCCGUGUACCUCUCCCUGUCGCGGAUCCUGGCCAUCUAUGGGGAGAAACUCAGCUUCCUUUCUGGUCGAACCAUCACCAUCACAUUCAUUUCGUGUGACAUUGUUUCCCUGGUUCUACAGGCCGUCGGUGGCGCCAUAGCCUCAACAGCCAUGACAGCUGAGACACGCGACGUUGGUGUCAAUAUCAUGAUCGCUGGCCUGAGCUCUCAGGUGGCCGCAACGACAGGUUUCUCCCUCAUCUGCCUGCACAUCAUCUGGAACAUCCGCAAAUAUCCUGAACGGGUCAAUGUCGAGUCCAGCGAGUUCAGGAAAAGGUGGCCCUUCCGCGGCUUUCUCUGGGCAAUCGCUACCGCGGUUGUCACUAUCUUAAUCCGCUGCUCGUUUCGCGUCGCCGAACUCAGCGAAGGCUUCAAAGGGCAUCUUGCCAAUGACGAGGUGCUCUUCAUUGUAUUCGACGGCGUCAUGAUGGUCAUCUGCGCCUAUGUGUUGACAGUCGCACAUCCUGGCUUGACACUGGGCUCCCGGUGGAAUAUUGGCGCCUUCCAUUGGCGACGAAAUCGGGCGGUCAAACAGGAAGGAAACCCAGCAGAAUGGGGCAGAAAGUGACUUUGCGAGUGCGGAAUCGAAGAAUGAAAGAAAACCAUGCAUGCAGCGGAGUGCGGACGAAAGAAACGGUAUGGAAGUUGGUGUACCAGGUCUUGGCUGCAACGGAAGGUGGUUUUAGAUUGAUAAUCGACCAGGAACGAAAGAGCCAGAACACCACUCCGGCAAUUCUCUGAUGGAAGCUCAAACAGCAUGGGCGGGUGCAGCACAUCAUUCCAGCGACUCGAAGGAGGCUCUCUUACCCGCGCUCCGUGUGACUCUUUUGGAUAGUCCGCUGUCAUCUGGUCCAUCAUGCCCAGUCGAGGUGUCUCCAUUGGUGUCAACUUCUUCGGGGAUCACCUCUUUCGCGAUGGGCGUAUGAGGGAGAUCAUCCUCAGAUUCAGCAUGUGGCGCCGUGCCAGUAAUCUGCUCUACCACUUUGGCCCCUUCACUCUCGGUCCCAUUCCAUGCCCCACAACUACUACACCUCCAUCGACCCAAUUCUUCUAGUGUUCGGACCCCAGGCGGAGCUUGGCCAUUGACCAGACGACAUUGUGAACAUAGUAGGACCAAUCGAUUUUUAGCAGCCAUUUCGUCAUCACCAAGUAGGACGUCCAGAAUCCUGUCGUACCAAUGGGGAGUCUGCUCAUGGGUGGUGCUCCACUGUCGAUCUUGAGGGAAAGCGUUGGGAGCGAAUCCCGGGGCCUCGGGGGACAUGUCGACUGGACUCUGUGCCAAGGCAGGCAUUGCUAGGGGGGAUUGACCAUGUAUGGGGGAGUUUGAGUGUGAUCCAACCUGACCCUGCGCUUGAAUUGGUGACGGAAAUUGCCGACCAGGAAUGUUGGCUGUGGGUGGAGGGGGGAUUCCUGUCCUUUGAGGUUGACCUUUUGCGGGCUGUUUCUUUGUUAUGGCAUCCUUUUUUGAAGCUGGUGGCUGCUUGGAAGGCGUCUUGGCCACCGGAGCGCCGCCGUACUUGUGUAGUAAUUCUUGAGUACUGUCGUACUUGGUAGCCUUUUUAAGAUCAUUGAUCUUGGCUUCACGCUGCUUUGUCAAUCGGUCGACAUUGGAUUGGUGUCUGUC
Exophiala mesophila is the source of this 2118-nucleotide messenger RNA. RefSeq lists its product as uncharacterized. Gene Ontology annotation, cellular component: plasma membrane; fungal-type vacuole. The transcript has 2 exons. Bases 130 to 1062 code for a protein of 310 amino acids. The record is from RefSeq and is a predicted model, not a curated record. NCBI's taxonomy places the organism in Eukaryota, Fungi, Ascomycota, Eurotiomycetes, Chaetothyriales, Herpotrichiellaceae.